Galendromus occidentalis (western predatory mite) is the source of this 1369-nucleotide messenger RNA. RefSeq lists its product as uncharacterized. The transcript has 4 exons. NCBI's taxonomy places the organism in Eukaryota, Metazoa, Arthropoda, Arachnida, Mesostigmata, Phytoseiidae. The record is from RefSeq and is a predicted model, not a curated record. The coding region runs from base 1 to 924 and encodes 307 amino acids.
AUGAGCAACAACAAUGAGGCGGCUGAAGAAGCGGAUAACAACAAUGAGCAGGAGCACCGGGAGAAUAAUCAGAACCAGAACAAUCCUCCCGAGUGGGCAGCGUUCCCCGAUCUCUUGAGAGUGCAGGAGCCUCAACAAAAUGGCGGCGGACUCGAGGCGGCAGGCCUCAUGCAGAGAGCCGGAACUUCGAACCCUCCGGAUGUCAGUUUACCUGGAGCUGCGGGUCGAGAUCCACCUCCGCCAGACUUCGACCUCGUGAUCCAGAGCGGAAACCAAAGACUGCCGGACAUGGCCCUAGACGCGAGUCAGGCUCAGCAGCGGAGUUUACCGGAUAUGGCACUCGACGCAUCGGGACUUCCGCGGGAACGAGUCCCUGUAGCUUCGCCGAGCUGCGGGGGAGCACGUUUUCGGCAGCGUCGAGCCCCGAACGCCAGCGGAUCCCCUGGUUCUCUAGCACAGAUGGCGCAGGCCGCCGCUGCUGGUGGCGCGGAUAACGGCAUCGAUCCGCAGAGCUAUCAAGAUCCGAUCAACGCGCGCUUCCACGAGCUCGAAGAGCAGGUCCAGGCUUUGAGGAUACACGUGCACGAAACUGAUCGCAUGCGGUCGGAAGAGGCUGCGCGGAUCUUGGACGAGCUAGCUGCGCUCCGGAGAUCGAUAGACGUGACGACGCGCGAGAAUCCGGCUCUGGAAAACCGGCUCAUCAACAUAGAAUCCCUCAUACAGAGAUUGGUCGCUCCUCGAGCUGAGCUUUCUGAAGAAGCAGCUCGAGCUUAUCGAGCCCGAGAGCUUCAACGGCAGCAGAGAGAAACGGAGCGACUCUCGCGUCUACUGGCAGAGUCCCUUCAAAUGGCGCUGACUCAUUUCAUGCAGCAGUUGGGGAACGCCGAUCGCAACGCAGAUGACGACAACCAGCCGGAUCCUUGAGAACGCUUGGUUGGUGUGUGAGUGUAUGUUGACGUGGUUCUCGGUGUCGAAGGAGAGGGCGAAGUCACGCUUAGAUUUCUAUAAUUGUUACCAUUGUUGAAACUUCUACAAAUCACCAAAUGGAAGCAUAGUUGUAAAGCCAAACAUUCCGUAUAUUGCUAUUGACGUACAACCGGUUCCAUUAUUGAUGAACUUUCGCGAUUGAACUCAUUGAGAACAGGUGAGCACCGAAUACAUAAUAAGGUGCUGAUCAAUUAUAAUUGGUCAGUCUCACGCGGAACACGCAUAUGCAAGGUGAUGCAAGAGAAACCUAGCACUGAAAUUCGAGAGAAUCGAGAAUCAGAACACGGGGCAGCGUAGAGGAUUUCGCUCAUGUCCGGACUGAAAACAGGACCAGAGACAAGGAAACUACAUUUCCAUCCGCCGGGAUUAGAGACCUCUAGCA